AUGGAGGUGCAAAAUACAGCCCACUUCUACCAAUUCCAACAGAUACCUGAUACCUUCCAGAAUGAUUUGUCGCUUGAAUGCUUAGGUGUUCAGGAUCUUAAUCUGUCAGUUCCACAACUUUCGACGGGUGAUGUAGGGCAAAAUAUGUUCGCCACAAAUUUUUGUACGAUUGACGUCGCAACCCCUCACAAUGUCAAUCAGGAAGGUUCACAGUCCCAGUCGUCUCCACCGAAUCAUCAUGCUUACAUGUUUUACAACAACACCCUGUCCCAAGAGCGAGCCACGCUGGUUCCCGGACCAAAGAUGGAGCGCAAUUCAUCGCAAAAUACUUCACUAGCACCUACCGCUGAUCACAAUAAUAAUCACCAUCACAUUGGUGAUGUUAAGGUGGAACGGGCACUGGAAUCCGGUGACUCGACCAAACAUACGGCUAAAACAUCUCCCCCUUCAUCCACUCAGACAGCCCUGUCCAACCUGGUAAAUCAGAAACCACCGGUCUACACCAAAUGGACUGAAAAGGAAGAUGAAUUAUUGCGCGCAGCGGUGAGCAUCUACGGGCCGCAUAAGUGGUCACUAGUAGCAACCAAUGUCCCGAAUAGAACACCGAUGCAAUGCUCGGCACGCUGGGUAGGCGCCCUGAAUCCCUCCAUCCUUAAAGGUCGUUGGACCGCCCAAGAAGAUUCCGCUCUCACCGAAGCGGUUCAGCAAUAUAUCAAUGCCGUCGACUCACAAAACAACCCCCAGCCAAUUCCAUGGAACAAAAUUUCGAAACGCAUCCCUCAAAGAACCGGAGCUCAGUGUCAAGCUCGAUGGACCGAGGCGUUGGACCCACGUAUCAAGAAAGGCAAAUGGUCACCCAAAGAAGAUGAAAUUCUAAAGGAGGGCGUUAGUACAUACGGACGCUGUUGGAUUCGUAUCGCGGAGAUGAUUGACGGCAGGACCCAGGUGAUUGAACGAAUAUGA
Messenger RNA from Acaulospora morrowiae, 963 nucleotides. Lineage: Eukaryota; Fungi; Glomeromycota; Glomeromycetes; Diversisporales; Acaulosporaceae. The record is from the annotation of a GenBank genome assembly.